AGCAGAACCGUUUGUCAUGUCAAACACCCUCCGCCCUUACCUCUCAUGCGUCCGUGCUACGCUCACGGCGGCCAUGACGUUGGAGGACUUUGCUUCGCAGGUUGUUGAAAGGCAUAACAAGCCUGAAGUGGAAGUUGGAACCAGCCCGGAAGUCCUCCUCACGCCUCUGACCAUUUCGAGGAAUGAGAACGAGCGAGUUCUCAUCGAGCCAUCAAUCAACUCCAUCCGCCUCUCAAUCCGCAUCAAGCAAUCUGACGACAUCGAGCGCCAACUCUCCCACAAGUUCACCCGCUUCAUGACCCAACGAGCCGACUCAUUCGUCAUCCUUCGCCGCAAGCCAGUACCUGGAUACGACAUCUCGUUCCUCAUCACAAACGCACACGCAGAGACGAUGUUGAAGCACAAGCUUGUAGACUUCAUCAUCCAAUUCAUGGAGGAUGUGGACAAGGAGAUUAGCGAGAUGAAGUUGAGCUUGAAUGCGAGGGCGAGAAUUGUCGCAGAGAGCUAUCUGGGGACGUUUGCAUGAGCAAGCGGGCGCCGUCGCGCGAUGAGAAUGGUCACUCUUGUAUUCAUAACCGCGCGCGAUGAGAAUGGUCCACGCUUGUAUUCGUCAACGCACCUCUCAUCAUCCACCCCGCUUCUUCCCUCCAGCGCCAGCACCACCCCUCCCUCUUCCCCGACCCCGAC
Jaminaea rosea is the source of this 687-nucleotide messenger RNA. Its product is annotated as ARP23 complex 20 kDa subunit. Lineage: Eukaryota; Fungi; Basidiomycota; Exobasidiomycetes; Microstromatales. Gene Ontology annotation, cellular component: actin cytoskeleton; Arp2/3 protein complex. The record is from RefSeq and is a predicted model, not a curated record. Gene Ontology annotation, biological process: actin filament polymerization; Arp2/3 complex-mediated actin nucleation. Gene Ontology annotation, molecular function: actin filament binding. The coding region runs from base 17 to 526 and encodes 169 amino acids. The transcript is spliced from 5 exons.